This is a messenger RNA of Saccoglossus kowalevskii, 1134 nucleotides long. RefSeq names its product cytochrome b-c1 complex subunit Rieske, mitochondrial-like. Gene Ontology annotation, cellular component: membrane. The record is from RefSeq and is a predicted model, not a curated record. Gene Ontology annotation, molecular function: 2 iron, 2 sulfur cluster binding; quinol-cytochrome-c reductase activity. Lineage: Eukaryota; Metazoa; Hemichordata; Enteropneusta; Harrimaniidae.
AGAUUGUGUGCGCCAUUUUGAUUUUGCCGGCUUUUACGUGAGAGUCGCUUUCCAUAUCUGGAACGGCCAAAAUGAUGUCUGUAACAGCUCGUAGUGGGCUUUUAGCCCAAUAUUUGUCGGCAUCUUCGCAGGUAGUCGCAACACAACUUCGCCCAACCGUGUGCCUCGCCGCCCCACUUUCAAGUAAGAUCACACUAGCUCCACGGAAGGAAAAUCUUACGACAGAGUCGCUCAAGCAACUCGUCCCAAAGUGUGGAAACGUCAGAGUUUCAUCUGGUCCACACGGACCAAUGCAAGUUAGGUAUGCACACACAGACAUCCAGUAUCCAGAUUUUUCUGACUACAGAAGGCAACCCGUCAGUGAUCCGAAGACGUCCUCAGAACCUAGUUCUGUCAGUCGGCGAGCAUUCACCUAUGCCAUGGUGGGAGCCAGCGGUGUUGUUGGUGCAUAUGCAGCCAAGAAUAUAGUCCAGGAGCUCCUCAGCACAAUGAGUGCAUCUGCUGAUGUCUUAGCUUUGGCAAAGGUGGAAGUUGACUUAAAAACCAUCGCAGAGGGUAAAAGUAUAUGUGUGAAAUGGCGUGGCAAACCGCUAUUUGUCAGACAUCGUACAGGUGACGAGAUAGAAACUGAAAAAGGUGUUGACGUGGAAUCACUCAGACAUAAAGAACACGACGACGAACGAGUGAAGCGGCCGGAGUGGCUGAUCCUGAUUGGUGUCUGCACACAUUUAGGCUGUGUACCAAUUGCACAUGCCGGAGAAUAUGGUGGCUAUUUCUGUCCAUGUCACGGUUCACAUUACGACACCUCUGGGAGAAUACGAAAGGGUCCAGCUCCAGAAAAUUUAGAAGUCCCUGAAUAUACGUUCUCAGAUGAUACAACCGUUGUUGUUGGUUAAAAAUUAUUCGUAUCUGAGUGUAUUUCUAUUUUGUGUUUGCUUGUAAGGCUCGCCUCCACUGGUGGUCUUUCUUUGAGUAUUGAGUAGUAGUGUCCUACACUACUAAACAAUUUUUGCUGGAUUUUAUUGAAGGUGCCAUACUGACCUCUUGUAAUUCUUGUGUCAUGUAGUAUUCAUUCUCCAAUGAAAACCUCUGAUACAACGACACUGGUAAAUAAAUUAUUUUAAUUCCAUCUUU